AUGUGUGUAUGUGAUUCUGAGACUGAAGAUAAUUCGUGUUUUUUCUUCCGGCACUUGAAGGAUUUGCUGGAAUCCCAAGGUAGAGUGGUUACAUUUAUGAGUGAUCGCAGUAAUGGAUUACUCGGUUCUUUCAAUAAGGUACUUCCUGGUCAUCCUCACUUGUUUUGUUACAUGCAUUUGUCGGCCAAUUUGAUGAAUAGAUAUGGUGGAGUGAGUGCUACUGUGAAAAAUGCUGUGAUGAAUAAGUUUUUUGAGUUAGCAUAUGCAUCUUCCCCCGCGCAAUACCGUUUGCAUUUAAGAAAGCUUAGAGAAAUUGGUGAUGCAAAAAUUAUUGAUGAUUUUCUGAAGGAUAUGCCUCUUGAAAAUUGGUGCCGUGCAUUUUUCCCUGGAUCACGUUAUGGGAUUAUGGCUAAUAGCAUGGCUGAAUCUUUUAAUGCCUGGUUCGCUGAAGAGCGUGAGAUGCCGGCAUAUGGUAUGCUUGAUCAGACUAGGAUAAAGUUGAUGAAUCAGAUGGGUGAGAGGAGGGAUGAAGCUCAACUCUGGACCACACCACUUACUCCUAAAAUGCAGGAUCGUUUGAAAGAACGUAUGGAUGUUGCUUCACAGUUUAAUGUGGUUUACUCGACCACAAAUAUCUAUAAAGUUCGAGGGAAGUAUUCUCAUGUUGUUGACCUUGGUAUUUGUUCUUGCACUUGUAGAAAAUGGGAGAUUGAAUGUUUUCCUUGCUCUCAUGCUCUUGCUGCAAUUCAAGCUGCCUCAAAGGAUGUUUAUGCAUUUGUAGAUCCGUAUUACUUUGCUGACUACUGCAAGAAGUGCUAUGAUGUUCCACUUUUCCCUCUUUGUAAUGCUGAUAUGGCUUCUACUGAAUCUGCUAAUGAUGAGUUUGUACAUCUCCUCAUGUGA
Messenger RNA from Fragaria vesca subsp. vesca, 903 nucleotides. RefSeq lists its product as uncharacterized. The record is from RefSeq and is a predicted model, not a curated record. The transcript has a single exon. NCBI's taxonomy places the organism in Eukaryota, Viridiplantae, Streptophyta, Magnoliopsida, Rosales, Rosaceae. Gene Ontology annotation, molecular function: zinc ion binding. Bases 1 to 903 code for a protein of 300 amino acids.